This is a messenger RNA of Penicillium atrosanguineum, 1323 nucleotides long. RefSeq names its product MCT family MFS transporter. NCBI's taxonomy places the organism in Eukaryota, Fungi, Ascomycota, Eurotiomycetes, Eurotiales, Aspergillaceae. The transcript has 2 exons. The record is from RefSeq and is a predicted model, not a curated record. Bases 1 to 1323 code for a protein of 440 amino acids. Gene Ontology annotation, molecular function: transmembrane transporter activity. Gene Ontology annotation, biological process: transmembrane transport. Gene Ontology annotation, cellular component: fungal-type vacuole membrane.
AUGCCUGCGCAUCAAACUAAUUCGACUAGCGAGUCGACCCUGGCCGAAGCUCGCCCAGGCCCAGACGUCGAAAAAUCUGAUGACGCUGCAGGGCCACUCUCUGCAGACAUCGUAGCCGAUAAAGCUCCCGAUGGGGGCCGCGAUGCUUGGAUGGUCACCUUUGGUACCUGGUGGGCCCUCUUCAUUGCCUUCGGAUGGACCAACUCCCUCGGUGUGUUUCAGAACUAUUACGAAAAAGAGCUACUGAAGGCUUACUCCGCCUCCACAAUUGCCUGGAUCGCGUCCACUCAGAUCUUCAUGAUGUACGGUGGCGGAAUCGUCUUCGGCAAGGUCUUCGACCACUAUGGACCCCGGUGGCUUCUGUAUAUCGGAGGUUUUUGCCAUGUGUUCGGUCUGAUGAUGGCCUCUAUUUCUACAGACUACUAUCAAAUUUUCCUCUCACAGGCCAUUUGCAGUGCUAUCGGCGCUAGUGCCAUCUACUAUGCUUCUCUGGGCUCUUUAGCCAGCUGGUUCCAGGCAAAGCGUGCAACUGCUUUUGGACUCGCUGCCUCUGGUGCUUCUGUUGGCGGUGUCAUCUUCCCCGUCAUGGUCGACCGUCUUAUUUACAGAAUUGGCUUUGGCUGGACUAUGCGCGCGGUUGCUUUCCUCAUUCUUGGGGGUCUUGUGAUAGUGAUCCUGACUGUGAAGUCGCGGCUGACACACAGCCCGAAGCCAAUUCACGUUCGGCAAUACACCACCCCCUUCACGGAGAUCCCGUUCCUGCUUCUGGUCAUAUCGCUGUCGCUUUUCUCUUUCGGAUUGUUUUUGCCCUUCAACUUCAUCACUGCUCAGGCGCAGACCCUUGGCAUGUCCCCUACUUUGGCAAAUUAUCUCGUGGCAAUUCUGAACGCAACCAGUGUUUUUGGCCGUAUCAUCCCCGGUCUCGUCGCUGACCGUCUCGGUCGUUUCAACGUCAUGUCCGUGGCAACACUCGUUUCAGGCAUCCUCACUUUUGCACUAUGGCUUCCUGGCCGCAGUAACCUAACGGCUAUUCUCUAUGCCGUGUUCUUCGGUUUUUUUUCUGGUGCUUAUGUCUCUUUGACUCCAGCUCUUAUUGCUCAGUUAUCCCCCAUCCAGGAGAUUGGCGUUCGGACUGGUGCCCUGUACUUCUUCGUGUCGAUCGCUGUGCUCACAGGGAGUCCAAUUGCUGGCGCCCUCGUAUCUGUGGACAAGGGUAAUUAUGGAUAUCUAGAGAUAUUUGCAGGAGCGACUAUGUGUGGUGGCGCCAUCUUGGUUGUCUUGACCCGUGUCGUGCAGGGAGGAUUUAAGUGGCAGGUUUUGUAA